Molecule: messenger RNA, 2969 nt
Organism: Colossoma macropomum (tambaqui)
Lineage: Eukaryota; Metazoa; Chordata; Actinopteri; Characiformes; Serrasalmidae
Gene: pcolce2a
Product: procollagen C-endopeptidase enhancer 2a
Exons: 9
Coding region: 353-1606 (417 amino acids)
Molecular function (GO): protein binding
Source: RefSeq, a predicted model, not a curated record
UCGCCAGCUUUUAAAUUCGAAUUUUCCGUUCCACCUUAAAUGCAGCCGUUAACGUUCCGUUCUGGCACAUCUACACCGCUUCAGCCUCUACACCGCAGCGCCAUUUAAGGUGGAACGGAAAAUUCGAAUUAAAAAGCUGGCUGAUGGACCGACUCCAGCCUGGUCAAUAGGUCACUGUUCCGCGCUGAAAACGGUGUGGAUGCCGUCGUUCCCGCCGCGGAGCUGCUCGAACAAGCCGUCCAUUCUCUCUGCAGCCUGAGAGAAAAUCCUCUGGGAGACUUCCGAGCUGCUCUCUUCCUCCAGGCGACCACCGCUUUCUGAAUGUCACGUUUCUUCCAAGCGAGCGUAGACAAUGUGGACUGCAGCGUGGAGUUUAUGGGGUCCUCUCCUUUUCUCCCUGGCUUUUGGCGAACGACCACGAAGUUCCCACAGGCCAGUGUUCGCAUGUGGUGGGAACUUUACUGGGCGUUCGGGCCUUAUUGGGAGCCAGGGUCACCCUGCGGUUUACCCGUCUAACACCAAAUGUGUCUGGAGGAUCACGGUGCCUCAGGGUAGAGUGGUGUCCCUCUCGUUCCGCGUGAUGGACCUGGAGAGCGACAAUCUGUGCAAAUACGACUACGUGGACGUUUAUGACGGACAUGUCAGCGGCCAGCGGCUUGGCCGCUUCUGUGGCACGUCCAGGCCCGGCGCGCUGGUCACCAGCAGCAACAAGAUGCAAGUGGUCAUGGUGUCGGAUGCCAACACAGCUGGGAGUGGUUUCCUGGCCGCUUACGCAGCCGUUUGGCCGAACGAAGGAGGAGACCGGUACUGUGGUGGAUUCUUGAAUAAACCUGGAACCUUGAAGACUCCUAAUUGGCCAGACAGGGAUUACCCUGCCGGUGUGACGUGUUCAUGGCGCAUCGUGGCACCUCAGCACCAGAUAAUAGAGCUGAAGUUUGAGAAGUUUGACCUGGAGAGGGACAACCACUGCCGCUACGACCACAUGGCUGUGUAUAAUGGCGGGGAGGUGAGUGAAGCGCGGAGGAUCGGCCGAUUCUGUGGAGACAGCCCUCCUGCCCCAAUCUACUCUGACGGCAACCAGCUCUUCAUUCAGUUUGUCUCUGACCUCAGUCUGACCGCUGAUGGCUUUAUUGGUCAUUACCUGUUCAGGCCUAAAAACUCCACCAUCACAGGCUCUCCUCUAACCGCAGCUCCAACCACUCCAACCACCGCGAGGCCCACAGCACUUACGUAUUCAGAAGCUCUCUGCAAGCAGAAAUGCACGAGGACCGGAACAAUUGAAAGUCAUUAUUGCUCAAGUAACUUUGUGAUAACAGGCACCCUAAUCUCUGCAGCCAUGCGAGAACAGACUGUCCUCGCCACUUUCUCCAUCACCAACGUGUAUAAGGAAGGAAAUCUGGCCAUUCAGCAGGCUGGGAAGACCAUGAGCACCAAAAUCACAGUCCUCUGUAAAAAAUGCCCUUUAGUGAGAAGAGGUCUGAACUACAUAGUCAUGGGCCAGAUCGAUGAGCAGGGGCAAGGCAUCGUUUCUCCCCACAACUUCGUGAUGGCCUUCAAAACUAAGAAGCAGAGAGACCUGACUGUGUUGACCAAUGUCCACUGCUGAUGGUAGGAGGUGGCCAUCAUGGAUUUGUAGUCUUGUGUUUUCAAACGCACAUAUAACCUCUGGUAUUUAUAUUUACCAAAUCUGGAUGCUUUGUAAGUGUGAAUGGUCACCUGAACCCAUGGUCAUACCUGAGCAAGGACCGUUUACUGACACAGUGCUGAGGAACGUCUUUCACCUUAAAGAAGGAGCCAUAUGUGACCAUGAACCUAUACACCUCAAACUAUGUUUUUAUUUAUGUCUGUUGUUAUUUGAUAUUAUAAACAUUAAAGCUUGGACUCCCAGAUAUAGACCAAGGCUGGCUUUACACGGUGAAACUUUUAGGCAACUAGGUUGCCUGCAACCUAAUUUCCGUGCAAUUUGACAGUUACGUGAAACAAUUCAAGAAUAAAGUUGCACGCAACAUAUUUAGUUGCUGCUCCAGUUAGCCAAAUUAAACAGCUCAUAAAAAUUUGAUUGUGUCGUUCAUGUGAUAUAAACUCCCCUGCAACAUGCAAUCGAUCUAUAGUGAAUAUUUGGUAGCAUUUUUAUGAUCUUUGCUUAAUUUCUUGCUUAAUUUGUCAUCGUUUAAAAUGGCUGUCUUAAAUGUGCUUGAUGAAGAAACACAAACUAAAAGGGCUAAACGAGUGUGGCUGAAAAACUGGCUAUUAAAAAGAGGUUUUAUGGCUGUUAAUCCAGCUGGUUACAGAAGUGCCUCGAGAAACUCCCACUUGUUCCUUGUUUUCUCUCGGUUAACUGACAAAAUGAAAAACUAUCAACCUUGCAUGAAGUCAGUGAGGAGUAUCUCCUAUUCAGCUGUCCAAAAGACCAUCUUCUCAUCAUUUUCUUGUCGAGUCAGCGCUAUUAGUAAUCAGUCUUUUGAAAUGAUGUAGUUCAGCGUGAUCCUGUGAUGCGUUAUCAGCAUUGGCUGUUUCAUGAAACUUGUUCUGUGCAAUAGAGAUGUUUGCAAUUGUUGUGGCUAAGUUGCAAGACGCUUUACAUGUAAUUCAAGUGCAGUUUAGUUUCAUAUAGGUUUCAAAACAACUAAAACUGUGCGUCAGGGUUUCACUGUGCAAAGCCAGCCAACUAUUUAAUCUAGAAUCCACUAAUUUAUUCCACCAAUGGGCUCAGUUCAUGUCCAGAAAACUAUCCUUUAGACAUUUUUAUGUUUUGUUUAUUUUUUGUUGUUAAAUUCAAGAUGAUUAAAAAAUUAAAUGAAAAUUAAAAGAAAGUGAUUGAAAUCUUGUUUUUGAAACAUUCCAAUUCGAUGCAUCUGGGUUUCUGGUCCUGUGACUCAAUUGCUCAAAUCGGCCCUUGAUGCUGGAAAACUACCUCACAGAUUAAUGGACUGUCCUGAUACAGCCAAAAGGUGUUCCAGCUAUAGAGA